GUUGUCUUUCAACAAGCUAAUUGACAUCUAGCAUGGCGGCCUAAGUGGUUCUAUGCCGCGCGCUUUCAUCCGUCCACUUUACAAUUCCGUGUGCCAAACUUUAUGCAAAUUUUGACCGCGGAAUAAACUUCAGCGUCGGUUUUUAGAAAAUCCGCAAUACUCCCUCUUGCAUCGCUUUUUACCGUCCCGUUAAGCAGCUGGUACAGUGCAAAGCACCACCCACCGGGCACGUAGAAGAGUUACUUGCAUAAAUUUCACGCACACAGCACCGCACUUUACAUAAACGUACAUACACCCGGACAAGAAGAGGAAACGAAAGAAGCGACUGACUCUUCUUGGCUUGAUGAAGGCACAGAUCUGCAACAUGGUUCAACAGUGCGCGGGAUGUGAACUGCCCAUCUCGGAUAAAUUCCUUUUGAAGGUUCUGGAUCGUGUCUGGCAUGUACAGUGUGUCCAUUGCUACGACUGCAAAUGUGCACUCACAAAUAAAUGCUUUUCCCGUGAAGGAAAGCUGUUUUGUAAGAAUGAUUUUUACAGGUACGUUGCUCACAAUCGGUCGAAAUUUCACGUCCGGCAGCUGAGCUUUAGUUUUCGCGAGCUCUGUGGUAAGCAGCCAGACGAUUAAUUCGAUCAUAGUGAAUUGAACGGUCUAACUACCCUGUUCUUACUUUCAAAUCUUUAGGCGCUACGGGACAAAAUGCGCUGGAUGUUGUCUAGGGAUCUCGCCGAACGACAUGGUCCGCAGAGCUAAACACUUGGUCUUUCACGUGAAAUGUUUCAAUUGUUCCAGCUGUAACCGGCAAAUUUUGACCGGUGAUGAAUUGUAUUAUGUCGGAGAAAGUAAAUUCGUUUGUAAAGAGGACUACUACCAAUCACACUUCCAGUCGAAGCAAUCCGGUGAGUGCAAAGGGAAUUGGUUUGUUUAUUAAUAUACAAACGGUUAUUUAAUCUUAAUAGAUCUAAUUUUUGUGUGCAUGUGUACGUUGUGUUGUAUCAUCCACAGACUCGGAUUCCGAAGAGAAAGAUUUAAGUUACGGUUUAGACGAAGACCUAGAUGUGGCGCUAGGCACCAAACGCCGCGGUCCGCGAACGACUAUCAAAGCUAAGCAGCUAGAGGCACUCAAAGCAACCUUUGCCGCAACUCCGAAACCAUCGCGGAACAUCCGCGAAAAACUUGCGCAAGAGACGGGUUUAAACAUGCGAGUCAUUCAAGUCUGGUUUCAAAAUCGACGAUCGAAAGAGAGAAGGCUCAAGCAGCAAGGAGUCGCGCAACCAAACGCGACGCGCGCUGUACGAUCAGGCCGGCGAUCAAGAAGAUCUAGAGGUGAAAACCUUGGAAACGAACCUGCCCCAAACAACGAACAGUCAAUCACCACAUCACAUAUAAAUUACGCAGGUAGGCUUGGAACUAACUAUGUUUACUCUUCUUCCGUGUUGCAGUUUUCUUUCAGGAAAGAAAAAUAAUCUUGCGGUUCCUAUAUUGCACUACACGUUUGAUCGUGUUUUGGACACGGUACGCUUUCACCUGACAGGCGACGUGGCGGAAAAUAUCGCUGAAAUUUAAAUGGAUAGCGCUCUCGAGUUUGUAUUUAGAAAGCACUCGAAACCUCUUCAACCUGAUAACCAGCUAAAGAUCACAUGACAAUCUACCCUUGUGAACUGAUGUGAAAAAACUUGCUCAGUUGCCCUUAGCGAUGGAGAAAUUUCUCAAGAACGUUUUAAUCAGCGCUCCAAGAUCGUGUCCCCAAGAAAGCUUCCUGAUUGCUUAGUCAUUGUUGCAGAUAACUCAGGGGCAAACCAUUAACCGAGCGUCGUACAACUGAAACUAAAAAAUGUUUCCUCAAAUUUUGGCAAGUGAUCAAAAGAUACUAAAAAUCACGAAUUUGAAUAACUCGAAACCAGCAUAUCAACCUCCCAUUGUUCUAAAAGGUAUUAUUCAACCAUUUUGCCUGUCUUACAUUUUUAGCACAUUUAUGAGAACCGACAGCUGCAGCAACAAAUUUCGUGCAGAAACAACGAAGCUUUGACACAAAAUGCGCUCAGCUAAAAAUAGCGUUCAACAUGCAACAUGGAAAGCCUCACAUCCAACGCAAGUUGGCAGGAAAUGGCGAAAUGGAAAUGUUAUUUAUCUCAAGUUUUGUUUAGUGAUAAGGGAUCUACUGAAAAAAAAAUUGUGCAUCCCUUCUUUCUAAAACUGAUUUUGUAUGUACUAACUCAGUUGAGGCAUUACAAGAUUUCACAAGCCUUCGUAUGGUGUUUCAUAUGAAUUGGGCCUUUCACAAUUCGCGAAAAUUUGCGCUGUACGAUGAUUUUCUAAAGAUUUCGGGUUACUUGUAAAACAAACUCCCCACUGUUAAAACCUUCCAUUCUUUAAUAAUUCAGAUGGUUUGGCAUUAAGCUUUUGGAAGUCAAAAGAUAUUCCCAUCAAAAAGCCCCAUCUUUCCAAUCAAACGAAAUCUCUAGGGGACAAUUUUAAUUCGUUUUUCUGCGGGAGCGAGAACAGAUUUUUCAAACCAUACUUUAACGAAAAUUUUCUAAGGGCAGCGAGGUAGCGCUUGUUUUGUUAAUAAUUCGACUCAAGUGGAGGUCAGACCAUUAAAUUUCAACAACGAUCCCAAAACUGAAAUCCGACUGUCUGGACUGAGCUGAAUAUUACUCGAUAGAUUCGCGAGUAUAAAUUAUCCAAGACAAAAAGUAAUGUCGGUGUUGGAGAAGACAGAAUUUUGGAAUACCUAUCGGAUAAAAAAGGAAAUUUUUAUGGAUGAAAACCAAAGGAAAUUAAGGAAGGACUUUAUAAUUCACCGAUGAAUAUCGACAUUUGACUUUUUACCACCAAAGCGACUUUAGUAUGAAUUCAUUUUACGUAUAUGCUAUAAUUUUCCUGUGAUGUUUCGUUCACUUUUUCUUUUCCACAAUAAUCACGAGAACCGAUAUCAGUGGAAUAUUCUCCGUCAAAUAUCGUUACGUCUCAAUAUAAAAGCUCGCAUUAAAAUUGGGAAAAUUCUGGUUUCUAUAUUGUUUUAAUAUUUGACAAAUACGUCAAAAUAUACAUUCAUAUCUGCAUAUUUUGGAGUGUUGUAAGGUUCGCUUUUUUUUGAAAAAAUAUCUUUGUACACGUUAAGUGGCUUUUAAGGCGGUUGAAGAGGCACAAUAUUAAAGCAUAUCCGAUAAAAUGCCGCCUUCUUUUCUCAUCUAAUGGAAAAGGAAUCCUGAGUUUAAGCCCACUUUGGUUUGGCUCGUGCUAUCUCUUCAAAACCACAAUGAGUUUGUUUUUAAAUAUAAUUCAACAGAAAUGUAGAUUAAGAGAACUUUGUGAGGUAUUCCGUGUUUCAUUCUACAGAUAAGGCGUUUUUAAUGCGAAUUUAAGGUUUGGUUUUAUCACAGGAUAAGCUUAUUUGUUUGACUUUUCUCACGUUUUAUUUAUUUCUUUCCUACGUUUAGCUUCUCAAAGUGCACACUUUCCGGCGACGGCCUUUGAUGAGUUUUACAUGAAGGGUGAUGCUGGGUUAGCGAGUGAAGUUCCCACGACAAUGGAUAAUUCUCAAAUGAUUCAGAAUCCUGGAUUUAACAACCAAGGAAUGAUUCCGGUUAAUUCUGUCAGUCUGGAUAACAGCACGGGAAUACAAAUGAACCAUUGUGGUGUAGGUCAGAGCCCGAAUGGUGGACUUUACGACACUUCUGCCACAAGGCAACAAAACACAAUACCUUCUACAGCCGAGGUUUGGUGAAAGCAUCAGUGAUUCAAAGGAUUCAUUCCCGAAUUGUAAAGCUGCCAAUGUAUUGUAUAGAGAGAAAAAGAAAGAGUUAUUUAAUGCAUAGGAACAAAGCUUGCUUUCUCUUUGAUAGUCUGCUUCGAGUUACCGGGAAUCCGUGUAAUCUGCUGAAAACAAAAAGGAACAAACCACCUCUAGUCUAAGUGGCGUACUAUUUUUAUUCAAUCUGGCAAACCAGACCGAGCAGAACACCCAGUUAUCGUUUGAUCAAUUAAAAAUGCCGCUCGAGAGUUCGCCAAGCCAUUAGGAAAGAUUAAGUAAAUAAAACAGUUUAUUGCCUUGGGGCAUUCAGCAACAACCAUGUUAUCUACUCAACUAGAAACACACACAGGCUGCAAGGAAAAAGGCCAAAUAUACAUGAAAUUUUAUCACGAGUUAUCAGUUGAAAUAUGUUGUAAUAUAAAGCGAUUUGAGAGACGAAAAAAAUGUAACAUAAGAGAUUGUUCCCUUGAGGAACUUGUGUAUGAAAUUGUGAAUGUUUUACAAAGCUAUUUUAUAAUUUAAGUGUGAGCUAAUUCAACCGACCGACCUCAGAUGCUGAGGUACAUAUAAAGUUAACAUCCCAUGCCAAACACUAAGCAUAAAACAUACCGAGAUAGUUACAGUGUUAGAAAGAGGAAUUUAAUCACUUUUCUGAGACAUAGAUAAUAAUAAUAAUAAAAAUGAAAUUAUUAUGCAACAUACUGUUUGUUCUAAAAACUUGUGAGUUGAAUUCAGACGAAAUAAAGACUGUUAGUCAACAGGUG
Molecule: messenger RNA, 4519 nt
Organism: Pocillopora meandrina
Lineage: Eukaryota; Metazoa; Cnidaria; Anthozoa; Scleractinia; Pocilloporidae
Source: the annotation of a GenBank genome assembly